Epinephelus moara (kelp grouper) is the source of this 7833-nucleotide messenger RNA. RefSeq names its product neurotrophic tyrosine kinase, receptor, type 2a (gene ntrk2a). Gene Ontology annotation, biological process: multicellular organism development; positive regulation of kinase activity; cellular response to brain-derived neurotrophic factor stimulus. NCBI's taxonomy places the organism in Eukaryota, Metazoa, Chordata, Actinopteri, Perciformes, Serranidae. Bases 413 to 2854 code for a protein of 813 amino acids. The record is from RefSeq and is a predicted model, not a curated record. Gene Ontology annotation, molecular function: brain-derived neurotrophic factor binding; ATP binding; brain-derived neurotrophic factor receptor activity. Gene Ontology annotation, cellular component: axon; signaling receptor complex; plasma membrane. The transcript has 19 exons.
UCUGACGAGAAUCAUCCACACAGAGAACAUUGUGUGGAGCAGGCUCCGGUCGGUGCGUGUCAGCUGAGCAGCUGAGAGGAAGAGGGAGGGUGAGACAGAGAGAGAGGGAGAGAUCCUCCUUGGCACACACCCGUCAGUGUGGCAGUGUGAUUGUGACUGACUGGGCUGACAGACGGGAGAUUCUGGAGGAAACACACAGGACAGGGACGACAUACUCUCCGGGUUUCUCCUCUCUGUCACUGUUGCCACGGCAGAUGGUUUUCUAGCUGCGCCGCCUGUAUCCACCUCAGCAUCGGAUUUUGCUUCAUUUUCUUUUUCCUCCUUGAUUGGCUGAAGCGGGGCUGAACCCAGCCAACCUGGGCCGGGCUGUGGGGCUGUUCAGCGAGCCUUAUAGCUGAAGUUGGCACCCGAGAUGAGCGCCUGGAGACCCGGGAGCGCGGCUCUCUCCUCGCCGGGGAGAGCGUCUGGGUCGUGGCGGUGCUGGUGGUGGUGGUGGUGGGUUGUGUUGAUCGGGGUGGCAGUGGGCUCUAGAGACCCGUGGAUGUCCGGGGAGGCAUGCCCGCCGUCUUGCUCUUGCAGCAGCACCAGGAUCUCCUGCGUGGACCCGGAGCGGGGUAUCAAUGCUUUCCCCGUCCUGCAGAGCGAGGCGGAGAUGGAGAACACCACCGACAUCUACAUCGCCAACCAGAGCAGCUUCUCCUCCAUCAACGACAAAGACCUGCACUACUACAAGAAUCUCAGGAACCUAACGGUGACCAACAGCAGGCUAACAUACGUAUCGAAGCUGGCCUUUCAAAACAACCUCAAGCUACAGUACCUGAAUCUGAAAGAUAACAACCUGUCAUCGCUGUCCUGGAGGAUAUUCAGACACCUCAACAUCUCUUAUCUGAUCCUGACAGGGAACCCUCUGCACUGCUCCUGUGAGAACAUGUGGAUCAAGCUGUGGUUAGGAGAGGAGGCAGACACUCAGGAGCUGCGCUGCAUCGAGGAUGGAGGAGCACGCAAGCUGCUGUCCAGACUGACACUGCCUAACUGUGAGGUUCCCAUGGCAACGUUGAGCCCGUCCAAAGUGGUAAAAAUGGAGGGGACACAAGUGGAGCUGUCCUGUACGACCUCUGGAGUGCCCUCUCCUGAGCUCAUAUGGAACAUGGUGUUGGUCUCCAACUAUGAGAUCUUGACAUCAGGCCAGGUGUCAGUGCUGCGACUGUACAACCUGUCGUCGCUGGACCACAACAGCAAGAUCAGCUGCACAGCUGAGAACAUUGUUGGAGAGAAAGAGUCCUCGCUGCUGCUGGAUAUACUCUUUCCUCCUAAGAUCACUAAGCUGAGUGAUGCGAUCCCUGACCAUCACUGGUGCAUCCCUUUCAGUGUCUCAGGAAACCCAGAGCCGCACCUAGAGUGGUUUCUGGAUGGUGAAGCAGUGACAGAGGAUGUCUACAUCAUGACCAUAAUCCAUGACAUCACAGAGAGAGAAUACCACGGCUGCCUGCAGCUGGACAGCCCCACACACCUCAACAAUGGCCGCUACACGCUUUUGGCUAAAAACCAAUAUGGGUUGGACCAAAAGGAGGUGGAGGCUCACUUUAUGCGCAAGCCCUGGAAUGGAACGGAGAAGGAGCCUUACUAUUAUGAGGGCCCCUCUGCAGACCCUCCUGAAGACAGAGUCGCUGUGUAUGUGGUGGUCGGCAUCGCUGCUGUAGCCUUCACUGGUUUCCUUCUAAUGUUGGUUAUUCUCAAGUUUGGAGGAAAUUCCAAGUUUGGCAUCAAAGGACCAUCCUCCGUCAUCAGUAACGAUGAUGACUCCGCCUCUCCUCUUCACCACGUCUCCAACGGCAGCAACACUCCCUCUUCCUCAGAGAUGGGCCCUGACGCGGUGAUCAUCGGAAUGACCAAGAUCCCGGUGAUAGAAAACCCUCAGUACUUCAGGAGCACAAACAGCCUGCUCAAAACUGACACGUUCGUCCAGCACAUCAAGAGACACAACAUCGUGCUGAAGAGAGAGCUGGGAGAAGGAGCCUUUGGAAAAGUCUUCCUGGCCGAGUGUUACAACCUCUCACCUGACCAGGAGAAGAUACUAGUGGCUGUCAAGACGCUCAAAGAGGCCAGUGAAAAUGCCAGGAAGGAUUUCCACCGUGAGGCUGAGCUGCUGACCAACCUCCAGCACCAACACAUUGUCACUUUCUAUGGAGUCUGCGUGGAGAGUGACCCUCUCAUCAUGGUGUUUGAGUACAUGAAACAUGGUGACCUCAACAAGUUCCUCAGGGCUCACGGUCCUGACGCAGUUCUGAUGGCAGAGGGCCAGACAACCAGACCUGUGGAGCUGACCCAGUCACAGAUGCUGCACAUCGCCCAGCAGAUAGCAUCUGGCAUGUUCUACCUGGCAUCACAGCACUUUGUGCACCGUGAUCUGGCCACCAGGAACUGCCUGGUGGGCGAGAAUCUGCUGGUAAAGAUCGGAGACUUUGGCAUGUCCAGAGAUGUCUACAGCACUGACUACUACAGGGUAGGUGUCGGAGGUCACACCAUGCUGCCGAUCCGUUGGAUGCCCCCUGAAAGCAUCAUGUACAGAAAGUUCACCACAGAGAGCGAUGUUUGGAGUCUAGGAGUUGUUCUCUGGGAGAUCUUCACAUAUGGAAAACAGCCGUGGUAUCAGCUCUCCAAUAAUGAGGUGAUAGAGUGUAUAACCCAGGGCAGGGUGCUGCAGCGCCCCAGGACCUGUCCUAAAGAAGUGUACGACCUGAUGCUGGGCUGCUGGCAGAGAGAGCCGCACAUGAGACUCAACAUCAAAGAAAUCCACGGUCUGCUCCUCAAUCUGGCCAAAGCCUCACCUGUAUACCUGGAUAUACUGGGCUGAACACAGGAGGAGGACGGAGGAUGUGUGCGUGUGUGUGUGUGUGUGUGUGUGUGUGUGUGGGUUUGAGUGGGGAUGGUUACUGUAUCUUAGUGUGUGUGUGUGCAUUUGCAUGUAUGUGUGUGAGUGUGUGUGGUAGGGUGGACCCGGUGACACCUGUGAAUGAAACGAAGUGUGCGAUGCUCGUGCAAGUGUGCGCGCGCGCAAGGUACCGCUGUACAGGAUGUGAAGCUAUUAUCAAACUCUUAAAGGCAAUCAAAAAAUUCCUCAACCCAUCCCCCAACCACGUCUUUCCUCCCUGCCAAUUUCCUCUCCUUUGUGCAUCUUUACUCCUUCUCCCCCUUCCUUCCUGGAGAGACAUUUACUAAGAGUAAUUUAACUUUGGAGGGGAUAAAAAAAGCUUCUCACUUCUUUUCAAAUGCUUUAAACUGACUGGGGCUAAAUUGAUGAAAACCUGAUUAACAGGACUUUAAAUUUAGUGACUCAUCCCUUCGCUGCCUGUUGGACAACAGGACUAGUUUGAAGAUCCGGAAAUUUUUCAAGGAGGCGCAGCACUGGGUGGAUUUCCGGAAGCUUCGAUUCCUUUUUGCGUGUAAAUAUGAGACUGUAUGGUGAGACAUUUCAGAGGAAAUGGCUCUGUGCGAUGUCGAGCCAUAAAGACACUGUGUUUUCCCCUCUCACCCUGUCUGUCUGUCUGUCUGUCUGUCUGUCUACCCGUCUGUCUGUCCGUUUCUCAGAACUGUACAUAAGUAUUAAUGUCAGCAUUCAUCCAACAUGGCCAGAAAAUGACUCCACAGUUGAUGAUUAACACGCUGGUAUGCAUACAGUAGGUCGACUGUACCAGAAAAAUGACUAAGAAAAGAAAACACAAGCUGGUUUCUGCCUGUCAGAUCAAAUUAGGAGGUUUUUGGUUGGCCAGUUUCACGGAAAAUAAUAAAAUCACUAACAAUACAGUGCCUACUGAAGCUGAACAGCUGUGGUGAAAAAGGCUGAGGUAUUGUAAUAUACUAGAAAUAAAGAAAAAAGAAAAAAGACUCGCUUGAUCUGGCACUGAUCUACAAUAUCUCCUCAUGCAGCAGUCUGAUAUACAUGAUUAUGAGGAUAUAUGCACUCACAUAUGCAUACUGUUUUCUGUCACACAUUUACUUUGCUCAGGCCUGGACUGCACUGUCAUACACAUGGCACAGGGUAACAUGAUGACUACUUUUUUUCUCCCCCCCCUCCCCCGAAGUGACAGAUGCUUCACUUGAGAUUUCAAGCUCUCGUGUCGGAGGUCAAUUGAUUCAUUUGUCCGCAGCUGUCCCGACAAUCGUGAGGUCUUGGUGUUGAGGGGGGGGUGGAGGGCGUAAAGGUUGCUAAGGGAGGCUGGGUUUUGAGUGGUCAGAUCACGGUCAGAUGUGUGGGCGGCGGCGCUGUAGAAGGUGUGGUUCAUUUGGUCAACCCAUAUUAAAUCAUCAAGGCUCUCAGCACUCAGACAUCCUUGAAAACCACAUCUGUGCUGGAGGGGAUGCACAUGAGAACACACGCGCACGCACACACUGUAUACCUUAUCCCGUCAUCCGUCCAUCUCUGCACACACACACACAGGGAAAGACACUCAAAACGGGACAAGAAGGAAAUUGAAUUGUGCAUGUUUUAUUAUUUGAGCGGUGCAGUGCUUUAGCCAGGCCCCAUCCACUGUAAUGGUGUAAUGUAUAUUUCAUUACAGCCUAAUGGGCUCCAUUAGCACAGUCUCCUCACAGACAUUCAAGACUUAUUGUUUUAUGGCUGAGAAGGAAGGAUGGAGGGAUGGAGAGGUGAAGGAGAAGAAAACAGAGGGAGAGAGAGAGGGGCCUGGAAUGAGGAGCAGCAGAGGGGAGAAAUAAGAGGAGAGGUAAUAAUGCAUAUUGGGAGAGAAAUGGAGGGGAAGGGACAGAGUUCAGAACGGAAGCAAUGGAGUAGAAAGGAGAAGACGAUGGGAGGGAAAAGGUACGAAUGGGUCGCGUAAAGAAAGAUGGAGGAGAAAGAAAAGUAGAGGGAGAGAGGGGGGGCGAGUGAGAGGAGGUGCGAAUGUCCUCAGGGAGAAAGUGAGAGUGAGCAUCCAUCAUGACUGUGGCCUGCAGAUGUUCUGUAAAGCCACAACUUCGACUUCACGCUCCCAUCGCAUUCCUACGGCUGGCCUCAACCACACGCGUGCACAUUUUUACUGGCAACCCACCAACAGCUUACACUGAAAAUGAACUCAAUAAUACGCCACACAUCCCCAUUAUUGAGAACCACUACAGUCACUUACAGCUCAGCUUGCGUAUCUGGUCAAAUGCUUACAGACUCUCUGUAUAUAUAUACACACACACACACACACACAGACAACUGCUCACAUUGCAUGCAAGGAGACACAUUUAAUGUUUGUUUUUGCAUUUUACUGGGGCAUAUUUUACUCUUUACGGACAUAAUAAAUAGUCAUAAUCACCGCGGUUUCACUGACAGCCAUUUGAAUUCGCUGUAAAACAUCAAUCUGGAAUUACAUUUAUUAACAACAGCACUUGAUGGUAUUGGUGUUUGUGAACUUGAAAAUGUUGAUUUGAUUGAUUUAUAGUAUUAUUUCUAAAUUAAGAAGCAUUUUGUACAUUUCUUUCUAUAUCUAAGGUUGCCUUUUGCAACGACAAACUGAAACUGAUCACUGGUUUAAUUAUGUUUUAGCUAAUGUGUAAGAUAAUCUUGAGUGUAUAUGUAUUUUUUAUGUCAGGCUCCCUCUUAGCAGCUACCUAGCCUGUCCUUAUGUACGGCGUGCUCUACAGCAGGGAUGGAUGUUUCACCAGUAUGCCACGUCUGUAGAUUUAGUUGCUAAAUUAUUGUCACCUGUCAGCGCAUGAGAGCGAGGGGUUAACGGCUGUUAGCAAGACGGGCUAACAUGGUCUUCAAAAAUCCAUCCCUGCUGUACAGUCCAGUAGAGUUUGCACUGAGUGAGCACACUCAACACGAUUAAAAAAAAAAAAAAAACUUGCCACACAAUAACUGUGCAAUAACAGAGGCCAGGGUGUUUGAGGGCCUCUGUGAGACACAACAGUGCAUACGAACGCCUCCGAUGUCAAAAGAGCGGAGAACGUCGACGCAACAUCUCAGCUGGCUGCACUGUGUGUGAAUUUACCCGCUGUGUUUCCUUUUUUUUUUUUUUUUUUUUUUUUAAAUAAUGAACUGUGUCGAGUCGGACAGCGGUGAUGUUUUUGACAGUUAUGGGAAGAGACUGUGAGAGGGAUGUUACAAUGAAGACUUGUCAGCACAACGCAGGAGCGUUCUGUGAAACUUUAACUUGAGAUCGGCUGUCUUUGCAUCGAUGCCUCAGAUCAAAGAAACUGGUCAAACAAAGAAAAAAAAAAAGGAGGAAAAACAACAACUACUGUAUGAAUGGACACCUCAGAAAAAAGGAGGGACUGACAAUCACAGACUUCUCUCUUUCUCUCUCUUCUUCAAGUGACCUACUGUAACAUAGACUACUCAACCAACUUUCCUCUUCUAUGCUGCCUAUACUGUACGUGAUAGUCUUAAACUUUGGUCUCUAGAAGUGCUACUUUUUCUUUUUUUUUCUUCUCCUUUUUGUAAAUUGAAAUAACAGCGAGAGGAAUGAACAAAAAUACAUGUACAAAUGUGAAUAAGCUGCUGAAAGAACUAAGCGUCGCUAACUGCUGUGUCCGAGACUGUGUCAGUAUCUAGAUUGUACGAUUUUUUUUGUCUUAGAAGCGGAGGGCAGAGAGAUUGGGUAGCUACGUGGGACUCACAAAUACAUAAAAUGACAUACAGCAGCCCCCGGGGUGCAGAGGGUUUGCUCAUUCUCCUGGUGGUGUGUGUGUGUGCGUGUGUGUGUUUAGAAGACUGAUUGAUGCCGUAGUGAGUCAGGAGGGAUCCGUAGGCCAGUGUUCAGACUCCAGCCAAAUCCUAGUUCAAAUGCAAUGAGAUUCAAGGGAGGAAUCAGGAAUUGAUUUGUUGUCGCUGUUCACCAAUUCAUGAUAAAUGACUUUACCCAGUCGUGUAGGACUGAGGUUGGUAUUAUGGCAGCUAAGAUUUAUGGAAUCACUCAAUUGCUUUAUUUAUGACUCAAAAAAAAAUCCGCCUUCUUCUCCACACAGCUCACUAAAGCCUGGGUUUCACAGAGGUAUAUCAGCAAUAUUAAUGGAUAUUUUCUUUUGCCUCACUACAACAUAAAAACGGCACUGAGUUUGGGCUAAACCAUGUGACUCAGCAGCAAGCACAUUCCUCAUACAGAUACACAUCACAACUUUGACUGUGUUAUGAUCCAUAUCACAUUUAAUCCCCCUCUCUCUCUCUCUCUCUCUCUCACACAACUCUCACAUCACAGUCUGAGCUAAUAGAGCUGAAAUAUCACAAAGGUCAUCUUUAAGAUUAGCUUUGUGCUCGGAUGCUUCUGGAGCCCCAACGCCCCGAUGAAUGUAACACCACAAAAACUGCUUAACUGCUGCAAAAAAAAUGAAACUGUGAUUUGCUACAUGCAGUAUCUCUGUUUGUCAGUAUUUUUGGUUCUGUGCUAUUUGUCUCUGUGUUUAGAGGGUUUUUUCUGCCGCCACCGUGGUAGCGAAAAAAAAAAAAGAAUAUUUGAAUGUUUUGUGGAUGUUUGGAUUGUUAGAGGCUAAAAAUAGGACAGAGGACAAAACACUGUAUUGUCGUUGUACGAAAGAGAUGUUAUUUCUAUGCCUAACAAUGCUCCUCGAAAUGUAAGAAACAUCUGUAUCGCAAAGCACACAAGGUAAUUAAAAACUGGAAAUGUUCUGAUUGGUGCAGCUAAUGUCUGUGUUUGCACGGAAGCAAAGUUUGGAUGCCACCCAUUUGUGCUCUGCUCACACACACACAUAGAAACACACUCAACAGGGAACUUGUACAGUCAUACGGUUGCGUGGUGGAAAUGAUCACAGUGAGUCAUGCUGAUGAUGAUAUGAUUUCUCUCUGAACGUGGACCAGUCUGUCGUGAUACAAUGUAAUUAAUAAAAAGU